Molecule: messenger RNA, 1074 nt
Organism: Paramuricea clavata
Lineage: Eukaryota; Metazoa; Cnidaria; Anthozoa; Malacalcyonacea; Plexauridae
Source: the annotation of a GenBank genome assembly
AUGGAUGCUGGAAUUGAGAAUGAACUGAAACAUGAAAGUUUAAGAAAUCUUCAACUGAUAAUUAAUGAUCGUCAGGUUUUCCAACCCGGAGAGAAGUUAACAGGUGUUGUUCAAUUAUCUACAACCAAAGUGUUGCAUGCUAGAAGACUGUUUGUCAAAAUUUGUGGUCAGGCUUACGUGAAAUGGACAGAGUCACGCCAGUUGGAAACAACGGAAUUUGUUAACUGCGAGAAUUAUCUCAACGAUAGCAGAGUUCUGUUAGAAUUUGGAGUGAAUAAUAAUGAUUUUGAAACAUUAUUACCGGGUAAUAAUCAGUUUCCAUUUAACUUUGUGAUUCCUCCAUCUCAUUUACCGUCAUCGUUUUAUCAUGGCUGGCACAAGAAAGAUUAUGCUGCUAUACGUUACUGGAUUAGUGCUAGUAUUUGUCUUAGUAAUAACGAAGAACUCACAGUUACACAGGAAUUCUAUCUUAAAGAAACUGCAGACUUGACUAAAGCUUCACAUCUUCAAGAACCCAAAACAGUGUCGGCUGAGGAAUAUAUUACUUGGUGUUGUUUUAAAACCGGCCCAGUUACGACGAAUAUGGAGAUCAACCGCUCUGCUUAUCACCCUGGGGAUGAUAUUUUGAUAACGGUUAGUAUCAACAGUGCUCUAAGUUCAUUCAACACAGGCAAAGUUGAACUACAACUGGUACAGAGGGUUAACUAUGUUGCGAACUCUGAUUAUACUGCUGAUAUAUGCAGUGGAACAUCUCACGAGGACAUCCUCGAGAGGGAACACUGGAGCAUGGAGAAAAAUCUUCUUUUGUCGGCAAGUGUAGCUUCACGAAGGGAAAUAAAUUGGGAUAACGUACGUUUGAAAAUACCCAAAGCAAUUGUACCUACAAUAUCAUGCAGUAAAUGUAUACAACUGUCCUACUUUGUUCAAUUAAGAGUAUCAUUUCGCGUUACUGAGGAUUGUAUUAUACGAAUACCGAUAAUAAUCAUUUGUAAACCAAGAGAUAAUUCUUUUCAUGAGACACGGACUGAAUCUGGGGAUGAAAGUUCAAGGACUCAAGAUACAAACGUGGAGUAA